Adineta steineri is the source of this 939-nucleotide messenger RNA. NCBI's taxonomy places the organism in Eukaryota, Metazoa, Rotifera, Eurotatoria, Adinetida, Adinetidae. The record is from the annotation of a GenBank genome assembly.
AUGUGUGAAUUAUGGAAUUAUCAUGAUUUAGGACCUGAUGUUUGGAGUGACACAUAUCCAACGUGUGCGGCACAUUCUCAAUCACCAAUUAAUAUACAAACUGCAUGUACUGACUAUCAAUCAUUUACACCUUUUUCUUUUCAAUCCGGUUAUAAUUUAACACAUAAUUUCACUCUUCAUAAUAAUGGACAUACCAUUGUUGGUAGAUAUACUGGUAACAGCUCAACAACAUACAAAUUGACAGGUGGUGGUCUAAAUGGAACAUAUGAGUUUCUUCAGUUUCAUCUUCAUUGGGGUGAAAACUAUAAAUCUGGUAGUGAACAUCAAGUAAAUGGUAUGAAGUAUGCCGGUGAAAUACAUUUUGUUCAUAGAAAUAUUGAAACAUUAAAACUAGCUGUUUUGGGUUUUUUUAUGGAAAGUAUUCCAAAUACAUCUGCAAGUAAUAUUACACAUACAACAAAAACAAGCGAUAUUUCCGAAACCAACAACUCAACAUUAUUAGAAUGGCAAAAAUACUUCGGAGUAUCUGAAUAUUUACAAGUAAUAAAUAAUGCUACUACAGUAAGUUUAAAUUUAUCAUCAUUGAUGGGAAAUAAUGUGGGUAAUUUUUGGCGUUAUGAUGGAUCAUUAACUACACCUCCUUGUACGGAAGGUGUUAUUUGGACAGUAUUUAAAGUACCAACUAUAUUUAUGGAAAAUGAAUUAACAAGUUUUCGAAGUAAUGUCUAUUUCGAAGAUUAUCGCGGUCCACAACCAUUAUAUGAUCGAACAGUAUAUCGAAAUUUCUUAGUUGAUGAAAUAUCAUCAAUACCAGAUUAUACCUGUUGUCUCAAAAGUUCAAGCAAUUCACUGAGAAAAUUAUUUGACCUAAAUAACUUACUCGUAGAAGGACUGAAAUAUAUUUUAUCGUUUAUCAUUAUUUUUUGUACUAUGUUUUAA